Messenger RNA from Onthophagus taurus, 1343 nucleotides. RefSeq names its product activator of 90 kDa heat shock protein ATPase homolog 1. Gene Ontology annotation, molecular function: ATPase activator activity; protein-folding chaperone binding. NCBI's taxonomy places the organism in Eukaryota, Metazoa, Arthropoda, Insecta, Coleoptera, Scarabaeidae. Gene Ontology annotation, biological process: positive regulation of ATP-dependent activity; protein folding. The record is from RefSeq and is a predicted model, not a curated record. Gene Ontology annotation, cellular component: cytosol.
UCAAUCAUUUGUUAUUGAGCAAAUUAAGAAUCGAAUUUUCUAGAUUUUCUCAAUAAACCCACAAAAAGCGCACAUUUCUAUUCAAAUUGCUACGUACAUUCCAAGGAGUUCAAAAGAAAUUAAAAGUGAGCGUUAAAUAACCACGUGAAACUUAUUUUAAUUCUUAAAGUGACGUUUCCAUCAAAAAAAGGGAACAUAACCUCCAAAAAAACACAUUUAUACAACUAUUUAUUAUAAAUAUGGCUAAAUGGGGCGAAGGAGACCCACGUUGGAUUGUAGAAGAGCGUCCCGAUGCGACUAAUGUAAAUAAUUGGCAUUGGACCGAAAAGAAUGCGAGUGCUUGGUCGCGAGAUCGUUUGAAGGAGUUGUUUAAAAAUGUGGAGAUUCCGAGCGAAUUGGCUCAAUUAGUGGUGACGCAGGUGGAUGAUUGCGAAGGCGAAGCCUCGGCUAAUAACAGAAAAGGAAAAUUAAUAUUCUUUUAUGAAUGGAAUGUUACAUUGAAGUGGUCCGGAACGUUGCAAGAUGGAACGGGAAUGAAACAUUCUGGAAAAGUUACCAUUCCUAAUCUAUCGGAAGAAAAUAAUGUGGAUGAAGUCGAGAUUCAAAUAACAUUAAAUGAUAGCGACGAAGAAGGAGAAAUUUUAAAAGAAAUCAUGCAUAAAGAAGGUAGAAAAAUAAUAAGGGAAAAAUUAACCCAAUACAUCGUUAGUUUAAAAGAAGAAUUUUCAAAAGGAAUGAUUUUACCAAAAAAAGACGAAAAAAUUAAGCCUGAUGGUGUUAAAACAUUAACAAGUGGGUUCAAUAAAAAGAUUAAUAUGGCCCCAAUUGUUUCCAAUUCAAAACAAAUCGGAUUAAAAAUUGAUACGGGUACUAUCAAAAUCACCGAGAAGUUUCAAUGUAAAUCUCAAGACUUUUACGACGCAAUGACCCGUAUAGAAAUGGUCCAAGCAUUUACAAGAGGGCCGGUUAAAUUGGAACCCUCAAAAGGUGGUAAAUUUGAAUUGUUUGGUGGAAAUAUUAAUGGGAUUUUUGAAGAAUUAAUUCCUGGGAAAAAGAUUGUUCAACAAUGGAGAUAUAAGCAGUGGCCUGAUGGGCAUUAUUCAACAGUUACAAUUAAUAUAGAUGAAAAAAGUGAUCAUACGGAAAUUACUGUGGUACAAAUUGGGGUACCUAAAAGUGAAAUGGAAGUGACUAAACAAAAUUGGGAACGUUAUUAUUGGGAUUCAAUGAAAAGAACCUUUGGUUUUGGAGCAUUUUUCACAUCAAUCGAUUAAUUAGUUAAUUCUAAUCUAAUUUUCCAAUUUAAUUUUUUUUCUAAAUUGGUUUAAUUAUUUUUUUAGCGA